GCCUAACCCCCUUUUGGCUUUGCAUUCCGCAAGGCCCCGCAAAUUGCAAAAUGCUGCCGACUCGGCCAACGCCACGCCCACACACCACAAACACGAUCGAUUCAUGGCGGAACCCGAGCCCAAGAAACCCAAAGCCAAAGAUCAUGUCGACCUCGUCUUUGACGCCGCCAAGGUGAAGGCCAAGGCCAAGGCCAAAGCCAUCGACGGCGAUGCUGACGUCGAGAUCGCUAAGCCGGCGGAGCAGCACGGCCACGGCAGCCGGCUGCUGCGGCGCGCGUGCUGCGCCCUGGGCGUGGUCGCCGCGGUGGCCGCCGUGGCGAUGCUGGUCCUGUCGCUCACCGUGCUCAAGGUGAGGGAUCCCACCCUGUCCAUGGACUCCGUCACGGUGGAGCGCUUCCAUGUGGGGUUCGGCACGGAGGCCUCCCGGCCGCUGCGGAUCAACGUGACGCUCGUCGCGGGCAUCGUGAUCAAGAACCCCAACUACGAGUCCAUGAGGUUCGGCACGAGCACCACGGAGUUCUACGUCGACGGCGUGCCGGAGUACGUCGGGCUGGGGAGCGCGCCGCCGGGGGAGGUGGCGGCGCGGGGCACGAGCCGGGUGCGGGUCGGCAUGGACGUGUUCGUCGACAGGGUGGGCGCGGCCGUGGUCGGGGAGGUGCUGUUCGGCCGCGGCGAGGUGCGGCUGGCGAGCCACACCGCCGUGGACGGCAGGGUGAGCGUGCUGGGCGGCCUGUACGGGCGGCGCGCGGUGCGCGUGGCGAUGAGGUGCCGCGUCGUGCUGCGCGUCUCGGCCGCGGUCGUCGUGGCCGGCUCGCCGUCGUGCGUCGCGGACUUCAGCAGCCACUGAUCUCGCAACGGUGCAAGGCGCGACGCGAUCGAGAGCGAUCCGCCAUAGUUUUCAAGUUUUUCUUUACCUUACUGGAGACGAACGGAUCGGACUAGUGAACCGUUCGCUAAUUACUCUCCUCUCUAGUCUCUCCCUUGUCAAAUUAUUUCUGUUGAUCAUAUCUUCUUUUUGUUUAAUUACUUUCGUUUUGUACCAUAAGAUGUACCACGUUCAUCCUAACUUUGAAAGCUGAGUAAAGUACGCCGAGAUUUUUCGUACAAAA
Oryza sativa Japonica Group (Japanese rice) is the source of this 1109-nucleotide messenger RNA. RefSeq lists its product as uncharacterized. NCBI's taxonomy places the organism in Eukaryota, Viridiplantae, Streptophyta, Magnoliopsida, Poales, Poaceae. The record is from RefSeq and is a predicted model, not a curated record.